GCAUUAGUUUUUAAAUCACAUUCAUUUGCAAUAUGAUAUUUUAGGAUACAUAGCUAUUGUAUUCAAUCUGGAAUAUGCCUGCUGUUUAAGAGAUGUUGGCUUAUCAACGCUGGACUGGAUCAUUUAAGUCGUCGGUGUCGAAGUGAGAGACAUUCAGGGAAAAAAAAUCAUUCUGAGAUUCACAAAAGAACUGGUGUCAAGUAAAGAUUCUCUGCAUGGGUUUUCUAUGAAGGAUGACGUUUAGCAUUCUCCGAGGUUUCGGAUAAACUUUGACUCCUGGCUCAUUUGUGGGAUCUACACAUAGCCUACUCACAGGGACAGCGUUGACCAUUACUACUUUAAGGCAUAUUCUGCCAACGUCAGUCAUGAUGGAAAGUAUAAAUUGGUCUAGAGAUAUCAUUCGGCGCAUAGCCAUUUGUGUUGUUUUAUUGACCAGUCUUUAUGGAAUUACGGAAUCACAGGUGGAGGUAUGCUUCCAACAAAACGACAUGGGCAUGAUGGGAGAGAACUGUACCUGUACAUCUACUCCUCCGGUGCUUCCAGAACGUCCUUUGUUUUGUGACAAAUGCUUUGUUGGUGAUUUACCAGACUACCUCAUGUCGAAAAAUGGAAACUGUGAGACCAAUGCUACUGUGCUAUGUUCUACAAUUUGCACGUUUGAAUGUGCAGAAGGAUACACCCUUUCUCACAAUAAAACUAUUCAAUGCAUUGGAGGGGAGUUUUCACCUCACAUUCCAUGGUGCAAUGUUUCCACCACGACAGCAUCGACAACAGAGUCAAUAACGACAACUGCACUUACAACUACUCAAGCUGAAUCAACAACAACUGCAACAUCAACCUCUAACUCUACACCGAUAACAACGAUGACGAUUGCAGAUGACAUUACCACAUCUCAAGAGACAGCUACAACAGAGGCUUUUCAAACCACUACAGAAUCCGAUGCAAAUACUUCCGACAGAACAUACACAACCGAAAGAGAAUUGACGACAGCACAGUCGUCAACUGUUUCUCCCACCUCAGAGACAAUACUGACCACAACCGCAACUACUUCUGGUGGAAUAAGCACCACUGGAAUAGAUAUAACGACAGCACCAUCCCCGACCAUAUUCACUACUUCAGAGCAAUCAACCACCACAGUUGCUGAGGCAGUUACAAUAACUGCUCAAACUUCUACUGAAUCUGUUGCAACUACUUCUGGUGGAAUACGCACCACUGAAAUAGACGCAACGACAGCACUAUCUCCGAACAUUUUCACGACUUCAGAGCCACCGACCACUGUGACAGCUGCUCAAACGUCUACAGAAUCUGAUGGAACUAUGUCUGGUGGGAUAGUAACCACUGACAUACAAAUCACCACGACGCCAUCACUGCCUUCCCAUAUCACUUCAGAGUCGUCGAUGGCCACGACUGUCGAUGAAUCGACAACAAUAAUACUUCAAACAUCUUCGGAAUCUGUUGCAAGUACAUCCGGUGAACCAGGGACCACUGACGAAGCAAUAGCAACAACACUUGAGACAGUUUCCGCCCCCUCAGUGCCACAGUCGACUAUAACCACAGAUGGACUGACAACCAUUCAAAGUGAACCAAUGACCGUACCUACUACUACUACAACUAUUUCAUCACCUACCAUUUCAACACCCAUCACUGCUACUUCAACACCCAUCACUGCUACUUCAACACCCAUCACUGCUACUUCAACACCCAUCACUGCUACUUCAACACCCUUCACUGCUACUACUUCGGCACCUACUUCUCAAUCGGAAACGAUGUCUACCUCAUCAUCAAACUCACCAUCCUCACCAACAGAAACCAUGAGCACUGAUACUAGUAUAUUACCAUCUACCACUGGAACUACUACGGCAUCUACUUCUCAAUCGGAAACGAUGUCUACCUCAUCAUCGAGUCCAACAUCGAGCUCGCCUUCCUCACCAACAGGAACCAUGAGCUCAACUACUACCUUAGCUACCACUGAUACUAGUAUAUUGACAUAUACCACUGGAACUACUACUACGGCAUCUACUUCUCAAUCGGAAACGAUGUCUACCUCAUCAUCGAGUCCAACAUCAAGCUCGCCAUCCUCACCAACAGAAACCAACUGUACAGUGCCUAAUAAUGCAACGGUGAAAUCCGGCGAAGGAUGCCAGCCUGGGGACACUGUCGCAUCGGGCGCAAAUUGUACCUUCGUAUGCAAGAAUAAUAAAGGAAAUAUCACUUGGAGUUGCACCGCUGGAGGAUCGUGGCACCAACCGGUUCCAAAUUGUGCAAAUUUACACGGCAAUAUUGUUGUCAGGCCAACCAUGUCUACCACAAGUACCACUCUCGUCGACGAUAAUGCAACCGGGAGAAAAAGGCGAGAUGUUUUGCCUUCGAACAACGCAGCCGUGACAUUAGUACAAGAAACGUUUGAAUUGACAAUACAAGGGCUCGAUACAACAUAUCUUGCCAACGUCACGACCGUCAGCGCUCAGAAUUUUACUAACGACGUCUUGCAAAUGAAUUUACUCUUCGGUAUCAUGUACACAUCGGCCAUCAGUGUGGACGAAUUAAUAAUACAUGUCGAGGAGGCAUUACAAGCUGUGGACGAGUUUACUGUUAUUUCAGUAGACGUAUCAGAUCUGGACACACUUUGUUCACCAAACCCCUGCGAGAACAACGCCGGGUGCACUGUUGAUUACAACAACUUGAAUUUCACAUGCAGCUGCGCCGUCGGGUAUUCCGGACGUCUAUGCUCCGACUCGUCCAGUGUCCUACUCAUCGCCAUACUCGUACCCACAGUCACUCUAAUUGUCGCUUUCACCGUCUUCACCAUCGUCCUUGUCGUAUACUAUCGUGUACGCCUUCAUCAAUUGAAGGGGUACAAGAAGAGACCUUCCGACCAUAACAUGAUAUACCCCGAUGACUUGCAGCAGUUGUAUUUCACGGAGGACAAGACACCGGGGUACCAUGAUCAAGGAACGUUGAAGAACAGUACCUUGGGCCUUCGAUUCAGCAAAGAAAUCAAUGCCCACAUGCAAGAGAGAUCUCGAUCGAUUGAAUUACAAGCGCCGCAACCACCCGCGUAUUACAUCGGUCCUGCGGAUAGGCAUCCUCGCCAGACAGAUCAUGUCCGCAAUGGACACAGUCUUUCCAACGGUGACCAGGCGUUGCAGACGUUUCAUCCAAACGGUAUCCACAAUAGGGAUAAGGCUUCCCCACGCCACAUGGUGGACAGUUCUAGCGUGGAGUAUAACUACGCUGUGAACACAAAUCAGAGCAAGACACGAAGGCAUUCUUCCCGCGAUAACCAUAUAAACCGAACAACGUCCACCUCUCAAAGUGUAUCUUACAACCGGAGAUGGACCAGAGACGACUUGGAUGGUAGGAACAGGGCUCAUUUGGAAAGAACUAGAAACGGAGGUAUAUCCCGUAGUAUGCACGUAGAAGCAGAGUUUAAUGACACACGUCUUUGAGAGUAUAAAAUGUAUUCAUAUGAAUUUGAAUUUUACUGAGGUUUCAGGUUUGAGGCCCGGGGAGCGUUUCAUCAACAUUUUGUCUAAAAAGUUGUCAGGGGCCCGUUGCAGAAAGAGUUGCGUUCAACCGCAAGUCCCAAAUGCGCGCUGUUGAUUGGUUGAAAAUCAGAAAAUCAAGUUGCGCAUGAUUUUUAGAGUUGCGAUUGAUUGCAACCCUUUCUGUAACGGGCCCCUGAUCUGACAACUUUACUUUAUUCUGAUUGGCCGAGACGCGCUGUUACUAUGGUAAUUGUCUGAUAAAACAGGACUUGUCGGAUAAAACGUCCGACGAAUCCUUCAUGAAACGCUCCACAGGUCAGGUCUAUCGGUUGGUGACGUUAAAGGUCGGUCCCAGACGUAAAUAUUCAUAUCUGAUUGAUACUCGGCUAAAAAAUCACACACACACACACACUCACACUCACGCAUACUUCAUUUGAAUUCAAUAGUACUGUUUGUUAUAUCUUAAAUUGAUUCGGAUAAUUAUGGUGUAUACUUUAACCGAGGGUAAUCUGCGUUUUCAUAUCAAUAUCACAAUAUUUUGUGCUCAGUAUGCAUAGCCCUGUAUUAUAUCAUAUAAUACAUUAUCAUCAAUUUCAAUUCAUGUUUAGUUUGUCACACUUCAACUGUAUAUUAAUAUGUCUUAUUUAUACUCGGGAGUCGGGAUAUUCUUGGCAAAUUAUAUUUUUAUUAAAACAAAGUAUUCAAUUUAAUUGCGCUAUUUUUAUAUUAUGCAGCUGAUUCUAUUUUAGAAGGUUGUCUAUAAGAUAAUUUAAAACAGUAUCUGGAUAUAUAUAUAUACUUAUGUACAGCAUGUUAGAGUUACCAUUAUAGCGGGGUAAAAACAUGAAUCAAGAACCGAAUUGAAAAAAAUAACUGCCUUUAACUUAAUACUUGUCCACUGUAUCAUAUCUUAUAUCAUUUAUUCAAGAAUUACUUUAAACGUGAAAAGUAUUAAAGAGCAGUUUCUCUUGCUGUAUUGUACAAAACUCAUUGCUGCCAUCAUUACAUUGCUAUCGGUAGUAUUACUAACACUGCUUAAUAUCCCCUAAAAAGAAGAAGUUUCCAAUUGUAAUAUCAAUCUGGUCAUGAAGCUGCAUGUUCGUGGGUUACACUCGAUUAUGCGUACGACUGGUGACCCCUUUUUGGUUCUAUAUCACUGUUUUCAAUUCUUACAAAAUAUACGGGGCUAGAUACAAAGAAGGGUUUCAGUAGUCAUAUGUAUCUUUAUUCAUGUAGUAUUUUAUUAUAUCCACAUAUUCAAUUAUUUACAAUUUUGUUCAAUAAGUUAAAUAGAUAGGAAGUCAAGAAACCGCAUUUUUAUUCUGUAGACAUGUCAGCAAGCAAAUAUAUCAUAUCUUCGGCAAGUUUAUGCAUAUGGUAGUCAAUCAUAUUUUAUUACACAUGGUAGUUGCUUAUAUGUUUAUAGAGACAUCAUCGUAAGCGAAAGGUUGAAUAAAAAAGAUGUACGCCAAUGAAAAGCGAAUAGGCAACGAAAUACAAUUAGCCUGUGUAUUUCCGCAGCUUACGGCCAAGUAUAAAUUUUGCUUCAGAAAAAGAAGUGUUCAUCGAAAAUGGGCUUUAUUGAAUUCAUCACCGGCCUAUAUAGUCAGCAAGUAAGCAGUGAAAAUACAUGCAAUUUGCAGUUUUAUUCUGCUUCGUCAUAGCUCUUAAUGAAAUACAGUCUAUUUUGUGAUUUCGACGUGGCCUUUAAAAGUUUAAGGUAUUUUGUUCAUCGCUACAAUUCUGGAAUUAUACCUAAAUUAAUAAAAUUAAACUACGAAAUCUUUCAUAUAAAAAUGUUAAAAUAUAGGAAAUAAGUAUUGCUUUAUUAAAUAAAUUGG
This is a messenger RNA of Lytechinus pictus (painted urchin), 5329 nucleotides long. RefSeq names its product mucin-3A-like. The record is from RefSeq and is a predicted model, not a curated record. Gene Ontology annotation, molecular function: calcium ion binding. The coding region runs from base 366 to 3449 and encodes 1027 amino acids. The transcript has 13 exons. Gene Ontology annotation, biological process: positive regulation of leukocyte chemotaxis; blood coagulation. Lineage: Eukaryota; Metazoa; Echinodermata; Echinoidea; Temnopleuroida; Toxopneustidae.